AUGUUCAACCCAAGGAACAUGACUGAACGAAAGAGGAAGCCCAAGUUUUCCAAGGAAGAACUGGACAUUCUGGUCACUGAGGUGACCCGAAAUGAAGCCAUGCUGUUUGGGAGGGAGACAAUGCGUCUAUCCCAUGCUGACAGGGACAAGAUCUGGGAAAGCAUAGCCAGGCAGAUCACAUCAGUCAGCCAGGUCCCCAGGUCUGUAAAAGACAUUAAACACAGAUGGGACGACAUGAAGAGAAGGACCAAGGACAAACUGGCACUCAUGCAGAGGUCCCUCUCCAGCCCUGGCAGCGCGGGGCAGCCCUCAGCCAUCGUCCUGACCGCCCACGAGAGAGCCAUUGAGUCGGCGCUGCAUUCGUCCCACCAGAGGCACGGCCACUGCAGAGCGGAUGUGGACGUGGUUGACAGCCUGACAACGAGCUCUGAUGAAGAUGAAGAGAUACCAGGCACUUCUCAGGAACACCACUUCUCUUCGCUGCCGAGGGCUGGUGCAGGUGUCAGUCCGUUCUCCAGGCCCUCCUUCCUUCGCUCCUCUUCCUCAUCAGAGCCCUCGGAAGCUGCCAGCCAAAGGCAGGACCUGUGCUGUCCAUCCCCACGCGCCACCUCGGCCUGCAGACCCCCGCACCCCCGCACAAGGAGCCCGCCCCUCGCCAGCUUUGACCGCCAGCUUCUCCAUUCCCAUGCACAGCAAACAGACCUGUUCAGGCAGUUCUGCCAGGAGCUGGUGGCCAUUCACAGGGACAUGGCACAUAGCAUGCAUGCUGUCAGCCAGAGCGUGGCUGACCUCACCAGCCAGGUCGGCCAGAUGUGUCAGACACUGACAGAAAUACGUGAUGGGGUCCGGGCUUUCCAGAGGAUACGAGAUCCUAGUGCCAUGCCAGGGUCCUGUCUGCAAGCAGCUUGCUCUAAACAGCCCCCCGAGCCCCAUGCAGAGUCUAACCAAAACUCUCUAAAACUGACUCCUGCACGGGCCACCAGGUCACGAAAAAGAAAACAUCAUUUUUAGUCUGUUUCACAUGAAGUAAAGAAGGAUGCCCCUUCCUGAGCUGAUGGAUGUUCACAUGGCUUCCUGUGUGUAUCAGUAUUCUGUGGAGAGGGACAACAGCUGACCCAACCCAUCCAUCCCCCCUGCUGGCUAACAGAGCAGUAUGAAUAUGACAGCUAAUUGUAGGACUGGCCCUCUGCAAUGGCAAAGAGGAAUCUCAGAUAUUGUAGAGCUUGGAAUGUAGGACAGCUUUGGGUUCAUAGAGAUUAAGAGUUUUCACUGUCUUCCCCAUGCUUUAAAUGCUGUAUAAACUAAGAGAUGCAAUAGAAAUCAUUAUCUGGAUAUCUUCCAUGCCUGUGAAAUAUUUUUUACUGAAACAGCAUGCUACAGAGAUCCCUUUGUAACCAACUCACAAAUUUAUCCUACUAUUGCAUUUCCAUUAUCUUCCUCAAUAUUAGUAUAUGCAGUAUGUGCAGAAAUAUACAGACUUACGGUGGUAAAAACUCUUAUUGAUCAUUGCUUUUAUCUUUCAUUCAGCAAUAGUGGGCUGUCUGGGGCUUACUGUGACUUACACACAGCUUUGGGAAGAGGAGUGUAAAAGCAGAGCUUGUGCAGGGAAGGGAAGAAGGCGUGAUUCUGAGGACAGAUCUGAGCACCAUGGAGUUUUAGACUGCUGAAAAGGGUUGCAAAGGCAUAGGCAUUUGCAAGGAUUCUGCAGUGCCACAUGCACUUGUGUUAAAGAGUUCAACUUUUGUUUGCUCCAGUCUGAAACCCCUACCUUUCACAAUUGCAGUUAAAAUACAAUUAUUUCACCAUAUGACAACAUUUAAAUAUAAUUGUAUCAUAUUAUUUUCUUGAAUGUUGACAAAUCUUCAGUUUUGAACAACCUCACUUCUUCAAAAUGUGGGAGACUGAACAGAAACCAGAAAAGACGUAGGGCCUGCUAUUUACAUCAAGCCAGUUUGGUUUUAUUUUACUGUAAUUCUGUCAGCUUCAGUACAGUUACUUUGCACUUAGUUUUAUUUAGGGUGGGAUCUGUACUGUGUUUUCCAGUCAUGAAGAGUUUACAGUCUAAAUUCACAGCUGCAUAGGUUAAAAUCUUAAACAUGUUGAUUUUAUACUGCUUUUUUCCCCCAUAUACAUGCAAGAAAGAACUGUGUUACAACAUUUGAAUUGCUCUAGAGCUGUGUGAGGUUCCCAUGUAAAACACUGAUUCUGGAACUAGGCUUUAAUAGUGUCACUUCAGGUGGUGAUCAUGCAUGUGGUAGCUCUUUUAUAAUAUGUCUGUUUUCUCCUUAAUUUUCACCUCUGCAUCUAGCAUGCUGCCCCCAUGUCUGGAAAAACCCAGACCAUUAUCCUGAUAAGCUUCAGCAGGGAAAAGGGUCAAGGUGUUAAACACACAGCACACUGUGCUGUCCAGGCUCUUGUACUGUAUUUGGAGGUUGGUUGCAGGACGCUAUUCCAGUUAACAUGAGUGUGCAUCAUCAUGCCAUGGCUGGGCUACAGACUUGGCAAAAAAGUUACAGUUCUGUGGAAUUGAACAUAGGCAGCGCAGUGUAGCAGAAGGAUGGCUUGUUUUGUGUGGUCUUCAAGGGUCAUCUUUAGCCUGUCUGGCCUCCUUUCAAAGUAUAGUGCACUAGCUUCUUUCCUGAAAAGUCCAUUGUAUAUCUGCUGUGUCAGGCAUUCAUGACAUGCUUUUCCUUUUUUUUUUUUAAGAUGUUCCGCAAUUCUAAUUCAAGUAAUUUCUUUUUAGUGGUGCAAUAAAAGAUUGCUCAAGGAAAUAGUGGUCUGGCAAGGAAAAAAAGCCUCAUUCCUGAGGAAUGACCCAACUGGUUUCAUGCAGAGGACAUUCCCUUUAGUGCUGGUGCCAGACCAGGGCAGAACUUGUUCACCUUCCACUGAGGAUGUCCUUUUACUUAUUUUGAAACAUUUGUACUUUGCAAAAGUCAUAGCCUCUCUUCAGAUGAAGGGCAGGUUGGGAAAUCUGACAGAAGUGGAUCUAAUUUAUGAAUCAGAGAGAGCUGAGAGGGUGAUAUGUUUUAAAGGCUUUCUGAGUCAAUAUAGUGCUGCUGCUAUAUAUUAAUAUUAGUAUUUUAUAUUUUUAUAAUAUUUGGUCCUUACUGAUGCUCUCCCAUGGGUAUAGCGGUAAGAUUAGCUCCUUUGAUGUUGUCCAGGGGGAUCCCUUCUGGGAACCCUCAGGUCUGCAAAGGAGUAGACUCCUGCAGGUGCUGGGCGCUGGAGGGAGUUAACAGUAUUGCUGCCAUCAGUUUGACCACACAGAUGUAUUUACAGAGAGCAUCCUGCUGCAGGAUGCACAGCCCUGAAUGCAAAUCCCCAAAGGCUGGGUACUGGUCAGGAGAAAGGACUUUUUACUAUAAACUGCCUGAUGU
This is a messenger RNA of Camarhynchus parvulus, 3380 nucleotides long. RefSeq names its product myb-related transcription factor, partner of profilin-like. Gene Ontology annotation, biological process: regulation of transcription by RNA polymerase II. The transcript is spliced from 2 exons. Gene Ontology annotation, molecular function: RNA polymerase II cis-regulatory region sequence-specific DNA binding; DNA-binding transcription factor activity, RNA polymerase II-specific. NCBI's taxonomy places the organism in Eukaryota, Metazoa, Chordata, Aves, Passeriformes, Thraupidae. The coding region runs from base 1 to 1011 and encodes 336 amino acids. Gene Ontology annotation, cellular component: nucleus. The record is from RefSeq and is a predicted model, not a curated record.